ACCAUCUUCUCCCGCCCAAUCUUCUUGCCCACGUCUCAACGUCGGUUCUCCGGCAGAGCUGAAAAAGAGGAAGAGACAGAUUUCGCGGCAGUCACCGGCGUAGAUUAAUCCAUUUAUUUCCAUCUCCCGCGCCUACAUUUCUUCAUGCUUUGGAAUCCCACUGCGAGCUUCAAUUAAUUUCACUGCGCACUACAUUAGGGUUUGAAAGUCUUUUAUACAGUUGAAAAUCCAGUGACGAAAUACGGAUUCAUCUCAGAAUGCUGCAACCUGAGUAGUUCAGUAAAGUCAAGAAAGAUUGGUAGCUGAGAAUGGCAAGGCGAAAGGCGAAGAAAACAGUUAAGAAGUCCAACCCUUCACCCGUACUAGAAGCAAAGGAUGAAACAGCGAAUGACGAGGAUGUUGAACGGCAUGCUGCUGCAAUCCGUGCCAUUCGGGAUGUGGAGAUCGGGCGUUUGAUUACUGAAUUGCGGUUGCUUCGUUCGUAUUUCAACAAGGAGCAAUUACAAACUCCUUUAUUGCAAUUCUUCGAAGAAAAACUUCCUAGGUUGUCUAUUUCGAGAACAGGCGAACAAGGAGAAAUUGAAGUACAAUGGAAGGAUACAGAGGAUGAGUUACGCACCAAUCCAGCUGAUGGAAUAGAUAUACAUGCGUCUCUCCUUCACCGCCUGUCGAUAGCUUAUCCUAACUGCUCUGCCGGAAUGCGAUCUUUCAAUGGAUUCGAAUUUUCCAGUAAAUCAGUGAAAACGAAUCCUUUCAUUGUCGAGAACCUGCAAAUUCCGAACUUCGAUUUGGAGGAGCCCUCGGAUAAUAUGGUGCUCGGCAUGCCAGACAUACUCCAAACUCCUGGGGUGAUUAACCAACGAUUGUCCAUUGGGAUGACUCCGAAAACCCGAAGACUGCCAAAACCAGGCGAGAUGCUUGUGUCCAUCCAUGGAUCCCCUUUGGGUGUUUACAAGGAAGACAACAUGGAAGCAAUCCAUGAAUCGGAAGAGGGUUGAUUUGCUGAUUCAAGGCAACCUGACUGCUUGUCAAUAGAAGUGAUACUCCAACAAUCAUCUCGACCAUUGUUUUACUCAUACCUGAUGUACUUUCAACCUUCUUGUCUUGUAUCUAACCUUUUGAUUACUCGUUAAAAGUUACUCUUAUGUGUAUAACUAUAAACUAUUGUGUUUUUAACUACAAGGAACGAGCAUGUACAAACAUGCAAUUGGUCAACUAGAUUCUUGUGCAUUGUUAUUUGUUGCGAAAGUUGUAUUGGAUUAAAGGUGAAUCACAGGUUACAUCAUCAUUAUUCGAUUCAAAAAUUUGAAGAAUUUUAUGUAGAAAAUUUGGAUUGUUGCUCGUCUUCA
This is a messenger RNA of Cucumis melo (muskmelon), 1349 nucleotides long. RefSeq lists its product as uncharacterized. The record is from RefSeq and is a predicted model, not a curated record. Lineage: Eukaryota; Viridiplantae; Streptophyta; Magnoliopsida; Cucurbitales; Cucurbitaceae. The transcript has 6 exons. The coding region runs from base 309 to 998 and encodes 229 amino acids.